AUGGCCAAAUCCGAAACAGACCUUCAAUCCAUGAUCGCCAAUGGCUUGGAUUCCAAGAGUCUGGCCUGGUACGAGUCGGACCUCAAGGAGAUCCCUGAACCGGCCAAGACCCUUCUGGAGAAAUACAGCAAGAUCCCAUCCGAUCAAGUGGUGCAGCAUGUCAACGGCAUGUUCCCGUAUCCUUGCAUUGGAUCAUUUCGGUUCCUGGAUUUGAGUAUCCCUCAAUCGCCUGUCUACCCCGAGAUUCUUCAGCGACUGAAGUCGGGUGAGAAGCUCCUGGACGUCUUUGAUGGCGUUCCCUCGGAAAACCUCUACAGCUCAGACCUCCGUCAGGAUUUCUACGACAUAGGCUAUGACCUAUUCGCAGACCGCGAUACGUUAAAGUCUGAAUUCUUCCAGGGAGAUAUCUUCGACAAUAACUCAGCUCUUAUCCAGAAUCUGACUGGUAAAAUUAACAUUGUUAACGCUGCCUCGUUUUUCCACCUCUUCAAUUGGGACCAGCAAGUCAUCAUUGCCAAGCAGGUUGUUGGGCUCUUGGCUGCACAGUCUGGAUCUCUGGUUAUUGGGCGACAGGUUGGAUAUGCAGACCCCGUUGAUCCAGAUGACAAGGAGAAUGCACCUAAGCACUAUCGCCAUAGCCCUGAGACGUGGAAGAGACUCUGGCGCCAGGUUGGUCAGGACACUGGGUCGAAGUGGGAGGUUCAAUCCACGAUGGAGACGUGGGGCGGUCAGGAUCAUGUCUUUAGGAAAUAUCACGAAGGCGUGGAGACCUUCAAGUUGAGAUUUGUCGUGAGGAGACUUUAA
Penicillium atrosanguineum is the source of this 804-nucleotide messenger RNA. RefSeq lists its product as uncharacterized. NCBI's taxonomy places the organism in Eukaryota, Fungi, Ascomycota, Eurotiomycetes, Eurotiales, Aspergillaceae. Bases 1 to 804 code for a protein of 267 amino acids. The transcript is spliced from 3 exons. The record is from RefSeq and is a predicted model, not a curated record.